CUUUCUCCUUCCUCCUGGUUCCUGGCUGUGUCAAGAGGCGGCUGCCGCCACCACCAUCGUGGAGAGCAGAAAGCUGCCUCCGAACGUUGGGGUGGCUUCGAACCGGCUCCUCGAGGCGCGAGCGGUAACCGUUGGACGGUACCAACUGCCUUCUGCCGAGGAGAGACGCCCCGCCAGGCGGUACCGAUUGACACAACCCCGCACCUGUUGGUUCUUUCUUUCAGCCGCCUCCCCGCACCCACUCGGGGUUCCGGCGGCUCCCCCUCAGCGCGUGAGGCAGAGAAACGCCCGCUCGCCCCGCCGCAGCCGGCUCGAACCGGAGCAGGCGCCGUAGCCGCCGCCAUGGCCGAGACCGAGGAGAGGAGCCUAGACGACUUCUUCGCCAAGAGGGACAAGAAGAAGCGGCGGGAGAAAGGGAGCCGGGGAGCCGCCGCCGCAUCCGCGGCCUCCUCUGUCUCCUCCGCCUCCAGCGUGCCGGGGGGAUCCCGGCCGGCCGAGGGGGGCUCCGGGGCCGCCGGGGCCGCCGCCAGCACCGUCUCCUCCGCCAGGGCGAUGGUUAAGGAAGAGGAUGAAUGGAAGGAAUUCGAGCAAAAAGAAGAGAUUGACUACAGUGGGCUCAGAGUUCAUUCCAUGCAAAUAAGUGAAAAAGAAGAUGAUGAAGGUGAAAAGAGAGAAGAACCAGGUGACAACUGGGAGGAGGCUGGUGGUGGUUUAGAGAGAGCAUCUGGUCCUUGGAACAAGACAGCUCCUGUGCAAGCACCUGUUGCUGAAACUAUUGUUACAGAAACCCCGGAACCAGUGCAAUCUAGUGGUGUAUACCGACCGCCUGGUGCUAGGGAGACCAGGACACGGAAAGCACCACAAGGACCACCAGAGAUCUAUAGUGAUACACAGUUUCCAUCAUUGCAAUCCACUGCCAAGCAUGUAGAUAGCCGAAAGGAUAAAGAAAUGGAGAAGAGCUUUGAAGUAGUAAAACACAAAAAUAGAGGUAGGGAUGAGGUCUCAAAAAACCAGGCACUUAAACUUCAGCUAGACAACCAAUAUGCUGUGCUUGGGAAUCAGUAGAGCUGCAUACACAUUACAAUUAAGGAAUGCUUUUUUGGUAACCCUCCUAAGGUAACUAAACUACAGCUAACGACUAUGAUGAACAUGCCAUCUUAUUUCUGCUGGAUCUGCUGCGGCAAGUGCAGACUACUUUGACAUAAGUGAUUGCUCUCGCACUAUGGAAGCAUAAUGUGUUGCAACUUUCUUCUCCAUUGGAUUUGGGGGAAAUUAAUGUAAAUGGUUGAACAAGAUUCAUCAGUGUUCUUUAAUUACUCUGAAAAAGUAUCUACAGUCAGUGGUCAUUUCAAAAUCUUUUUAUGUUCAGAUACUGAGCCUUCGUAAGGGUUGACUACCUCAGACUUGCUGCACUCAUUGUGGACACCAUGUGGAUCACAACUUCUGGAAAAGAAGGUUACAGCUGUUUUAGUGGCCAUCUGAAACCAGCUUCUCUACUGGGUACCUGUCAGAAAUCCUGAAGAAGUCAGCCAUUUGGUUCUGAUUUGCUAUAAAUAACAAAGAUUUAAGUGACCUUAAUGAGAAACCUGUCUGGUGUCCCAUCCUGAGGAAUCCUUUCAUGUGUACCAUAGCCUACUAGAGACUUUUUGGAGCAUACCACUUUCAAAAACUAUCAAAGUAUAGUACAGAGCUGUAGUUUGUUUACCUAUUUAGAUAGAGCUGUACUGAGGUAACCGCAAAACAAAACUCAUUCCAAUACAAAAUUGGAGGGUGUGUGGGGUGGGGAUUGAUUGGGCUGUUUGCAUUAGCCAUUUUCACAGUUGUGUUUAAGCGUUCUACAAAAUAUGCCUUCUCUGUUUCUAGUAUAAAAUUGCAGUAUACUCAAGUAAAAAUGUGUUAAUAGUGAUGAGUUUAUCUUGGUUUUCAUAAUUGGGUUGCUUCUCUUUCUCUGAGGCACUAGGACUUCAGUAGGCUUUGAUUUGGCACACAGCAGAAGCCUGUGCUCCCAUUCUAGUCUUCAGAACAUAGUUUCAAAAAAUACAUGCAGUAUACAGGGCAGUAAUAAUAUUAACCUCAAGAUAAGUUUUUCUCUUGUGGCAAAAGUAACAGCUGUCUCCAACCAAUCCUGUCUUAUAUGGGUAAGCUGAUAUAAGACUCUGAAGGAAGGAUAACCUCAAACCUGAUGAGUUUUCAUUUUAUGGCUGCUUCUGAUCACCUUGUGAGCUUGCAAACUGUUCCAGACAGAAAUCCUCACUUUAAAUGGCAUUUUCUCAACUGCAGGAAGCCUAGUGACAAUGGAAGGAGUGACGGCUUUGUUCAAUUUUUGGCCAGCUCUAUUGACUUAAUUUAGUGGAGAUAAAUAAAAUGUAUUUGUAUGCUAGAGGUAUAGGAUAAAUAAUACCCAGUUGCUUCUAUACAAUGAAGAGAAUCUGACAACCACCCAAACUCUCCCGGGGCAUACCAUCUGUCUUUCCCCUUGCUUCAUUUAGUUUAGUUUUGUUUUUAGUAUGUUAAGUGAGUGAGCACCUCUUUCCAAAUCUAGGUUUCUCCCUGUAAAUGUGAAUGCCAAAAGGAGGGGCUGCAGACUUAUUCCCUUGUCCACUUCAUACUUGCCAAUAACAAAACAAUCUUUCUGAUGUGGCAGUACUUCACCUAUAGUAGACCAGGCUUGGUGGCUCACGCAGACAUUACAUGGUUAGUUUUGUUUGAUUUAAUUGCUGAUGCUUUAAAGUCUGAUUCCUUUGAAGUCGGUAAGAAUCUUGCUGUUGACUUCAGUGGGAUCAGGGCUUUCCCCUGAUUCUCACAAUAUGCUUGGAAUAGAACUGGCCUUAAAGCCCUUGCAGAGUUAACUUUGUCAGUAAAAUUUCCAAACUAGCAGCUGUGAACAGAUAGACUGAUCAAAAGACAAAUUUAAAAACCUGAAGAUUCAUUUUGAGAAUCAGAACCACUGAAAGUAGACUUACAUUGAUACCGUUGGACUCUGAGCCAUGUAUCUUCCCUGAAAGAAUAUCUCUGCCAACAAAACAUAUAUUGGUUUAUGUCACUAAAAGUUUAAGAUUGUCCUAUUUGCGGUAAAGGGAGGUGUCACUCUGUGACAUGGUAGAAACCUGAAAUACUAAAUCCCAACUUUGUUCUCACAUUUAAAGGAUAUUGGAGUUGUUAAUACACAUGAAUCAAGUUUUUAAUAUACUGUAUGAUGGGUAGAUGAGGCUGUCCAUUGUACCUUUAUUUGAAUUCUCAGGCAUGGUUUUGGCAGUGCAAGAAAACCUGUAACAUUAAUAAAUCUAAUAAAGUGGAAAUAUACAUGGAUCCUGGAGUCAAAUGUAUCUUUACCUGUAGUCCUAGACUAUACCAUGCAGCAUUUAAAUAAAUGGAGGAUAACUGGAUAGCUUUGGGACAGAUAAUGGAGGUAUGCAGUCGUUAAGUUCAAAUCCGAGAUUAGAAGAGCCAAAGUUAACAGCUCAUGGCAAUGUUUGGUACUACAUAGCCUUCAUAUAGUGUGGUAGCUAGACUGAGGCCUCUGGAUAGUAUCUAAUUCAAAUCACCAUCUGUUUUUAGCCCAAGGUGGCAUUCUCAGUAGUGUCCAUAGACUGAAAGGACAGAAAUUAAAAAUUAUGCAUGAGCUUUGAAGCCUUAUUUUAAAAUGAAGAAAACUCUCACCUUUACAGCAGAAGUACAGUGAAAAUAUCAGUCAGUGGUAUCUAGUUCAAUGCAAUUUUAAGUGACUACUUGUUUAAACACUCCUGUGGCUAACAUGCAGACUUAUGAUGUAAAAGAGUAUAUACCUCAAUGCAUGUCUUAUGCAGAAGAGAGAUGACACAUAAUUACAAAGCCGCUAGUAUAACAGUGCAUCCAAUUACACUAAAACUGGUGCACAAGGGAAUAUUUUGGAUUUAAAUUUUUGAUGGCAGACUAACUUUUAAGGUUAAUGAUAAAAUCACGAAAAAUUUUGGAGUGUGGGGAGGGAAAAUGUGCUUAUACUAUCUCCUUGGGCUUUCUCCAAAAUGGGAUUUCCAGAACCUCAGCUACAGGAAUAUUGGCAUCUAUGCUAAUUAAUUACAUCAGAGAGGUAGAACAGAGUUGCUGUUUAACUCAACUCUGUUACUCUAGACUGGUCUUGCUUAGUCUCAAUCCAAAAGUAAUGAGGAAGCAACAGCUACAUAGUUGCCAUGUAUGGUAUUUGAUUUCCACUAGUUUAAACUAUUUUUUGUAGCUGGCUUUAUCAAACUUGUCAAGGAUAAGUGUCCUUAUAAUUUUUUUAAAAAUCUAUUUUUAAAUCAUUCAUUUAAGUCUUCACUAGGGUUCUCUGACUUCAUGGGUGCUCAUUUCAUAUCUGAAUGCAUGGCCUUUUGUUCGUGGAAGCUACUACACUUCCAUAUGCUGAAAUUUUUAACCCAUCUGAUUUCCUUGGUCUGCUCUGAAUUUGACAGCAACAAAGAAGGCAAGACUCCUGGAGGGGAGUUUACUUACUCUUGCUAUGAAAGUCAGCAUCUCGUAGACACACAGAGGAAUUCUAUAGUUAUGACUCUUUGCCUAAGUGCCAAAACUCGAUAGCAGCUAAAUCUUUCCUUGACUUAACACAAUUUCAGGUAACAUAAAUAUGCUGCUAAUUACACUCUCAAUAGCUACAUCCCUUUACCUCCUCAGUAGUGUGAGCUAUUCAAAGAAAUGUACUUCAGAAAAUACACCUCUCUGCUUGAUAUGUAUGAUAAUCCUGCUGAAACAAAUACUUUUAAAACCAGGUGUCUUUGGCCUUUUUUUGUUUUGUUUUUGUUCUGAGCACAAAAGAAGCAUCUUCAUUCUCUUGUGACCUGUAUUGUAAGUCUAGCUAACUGCAGGAUGCUCAGUCUCAGUUUUUCCUAAAUAGACUUCUAAGGUAAGACUAGGUAUGGGCAUUUUCAUUCUAAACUCUGUGUGUGUGGGGCGGGGGGGGGGGGUUCUGAAUCGGAGUUUAAAUGAGAUGGUGGUAGAAAACAUGCUGGUAAAAUUUCAGUAAUCUAAAACAGCUGUGUCUGGCACAAUACUCACUUGAUAGUAAAAACUGAAAAACAUUUUGUUCUCUGUAGAGUUGAGUAAAAACUUUCAAGGAAAAUUUAAGUAGAAGUUAAAAAUCAAGGAUCCAAGUUUAGAAGGGGAGGUGUUAGUUUGGGUCAGCUUUAGGUAGGGAGAGAAGGAUAUUCAGUUUAUAGCAGAUAUCAGAAUAGAGCACAAGACACCACUCUGAUACAAAUUAUAUAUAAUUUGUAUCUCCAGUGUUAGUUUGGAUAGAAAAGAGGUACUGCUUAUUAAGGAAGUAACUUUGCUUCUCAAGCACUGUUUAAGGUAGCUGUUGUGUGUUUGGUUUCAGACACAAUGGUACAGGAACAAUUUGAAAAGGGUAGGGAACACAAAAAUAAGGCCUGUAAGUAAUGGUUAAAUUGUUGUGUACAGGAUAGAAGGAGGAGGUUGUGUUGGAGGAAAAAUGCAAAAGCUUCUGUGCUGAAGAAUGCUACAGCAAUGAAGAGGAGCAGUCCUUAUUGGUCAAAGGUGACAUGCAUCGUAAGAUUUAAAUUGAAACAAAGAAAGUUUGAAAAUCAAUAGUGGGGGGGAAGCCUCAGAAUGCAAAAAAAUACAUAUUGGAAAAUGGCCUUUGGGGAGGUUGUGGAAUGGCCAUCUGUACACAUCUUAUAAUCAAGUCUCUAAACUACCACACCUGUUUUCAGUAAAUUAGGAUAGUGCCAAGUUGCAAGAUUCAUUUAUCUUGAAUGAAACAAUAAAAUAAUAGUGUAAGAUCUAGUUAAAACAAAAAUAAUUUCCCCCCUCCAACGACUUAGAUAAAAAUUGUGACACUGAUCCAAAUUGUUCUGAAGAUAUCCAUGUGUAUUUCCUUUUUUCAUGAAGCAAUUUCUAAUAUGUUGAUUAAACUUUUAUAUGCAAUUGCUCAGGUACAAUACACUAUAUAUCAAGCUUAGUGAAGUUUCAGUGGGCUACCUAACUAGAAUAUGGAUAUUCAAGGUGGUGUACCAAAGUAUUAAAUCCUCAGAGAAAAAGAGUGGCACAUCUAGGAAUACUGACAUGGAAGAUCUGGUCUAAAAACAAGAACACAAGAGGAAGACUGGUCGAAAGUAGUUAAGGCACAAGUCUGAGAAGCAAAUUUGGGUUCUAUUCUCAGUUCUUUCAUUGACGUGCUGUGGAACCUUGGGCAAAUAAUUUAACUUCACUCUGUCUCAGUUUCCCUAGCUGUAAAACAGGUCAUAUUUCCCUACCUCACAGGGGUGUUGUGAGGCUUAAUUCAUCCUUUGUAAAGUGAUUUGAGACCAUUUGAUGGAAGGUGCUAUAGUGUGCAGAGUAUACAAAUGAAUUAGUCCAAUGCUAUUGGUUGUUUCAGUUAUAAUAAAAGAAGACAUCUGGAUUAGUUUUCAGUACAGUAGUUUAAUACUACUUUAGGGGAAGCUUAUAUCUAUGAAAUGUAAUAUACAUUCUAUUAUAUUUAAGUAUUAUGGGAUCAUGUAACUACAAACUUAUAAUCCAUACGUUCAAGGGGCAUAGUUAAGGUUGUGCAUUCAACCUUUAAUUGGCAUUUCCUGAUUUUGUGUAAUUAACUAUGCAACCCUAACAUUGUAUUAACAUAAGUUGUUUUGUUUUUGCAUGGAAUAUAUUUAAAAUCAGUUUUGUCAUUUUAUAAACCCCAUGAUGGAAAUAAACUUCUGUUCACAUUGUUGUUUAA
Molecule: messenger RNA, 6706 nt
Organism: Caretta caretta (loggerhead turtle)
Lineage: Eukaryota; Metazoa; Chordata; Testudines; Cheloniidae
Gene: CDV3
Product: CDV3 homolog
Cellular component (GO): cytoplasm
Source: RefSeq, a predicted model, not a curated record